AUGGGAGCAGCGUGCUGUGCAGGAGCUGCCGUUGCUGGCUCUGCCGCCUCAGCCGGCCCAUCCAGCUUGCUCGACGGAACCAUCUACUCGUUUCUCUCAGCCAUCCCGAUCGCGCUCUACCACUACUACCCGCAUAUCACACUGGUUCUUGCUACACUGCUGGUGCUGGGCGCUUCGUCGCUCUACCUGCUGCUGAUCCUGUUCACGCCGGAAACCAAGACGAGCUCUCCUUCCGAGCUGACAUUCCUCUCGACGUCGAGUACAGAGCCGCAGGGGUUACCAUUGUUGCUGAAACCAUUGGAAAAUGGAGGGGUGAAUGGGGCGGUGCAGCUGAGCGUGGUGGUACCGGCGUAUAACGAGAAGGACAGGUUGCCGACGAUGCUGCAGGAGACGGUCGGGUUUUUGGAUGCGCUGAAGGAGGGCAAACGGAGUCUUGUGCAGGGCGUACCAAAGGACCAGUCCAACGGCAAAGGCAGCGGUACAUCGAAUGGGGUUUCCACCCCGACAACCGUCCACUCCGCACUGCACGACCCGCUCACGAGCUACGAGAUCAUCAUCGUCGAUGAUGGCAGUACCGAUGGCACACACGCUGUUGCACUCGAUUGGGCCCGCUCCCACGCCUCCUCCGCCGCUGCCUCUACGAUCCGCGUAGUGCGCCUCGUCAAGAACCGUGGCAAGGGCGGAGCAGUGCGACAUGGCGUCCUGCACUCGCGUGGGCAUUUGGUGCUCUUUGCAGACGCGGAUGGCGCGACCUCCUUCGGUGACCUCAGCAAGCUGUGCUCUGUCCUCGCGCGUGUCGUUACGCCAGCGGGCCACGGGGUGGCCGUGGGCAGUAGAGCACACAUGGUCAAGUCGGAUGCCGUGGUGAAGCGUAGCUUUGUCAGGAACUUUCUCAUGCACUGCUUCCAUCUUUUCUUGACGCUGCUCUUGAGGCCGCCGACGUUGGGCGCCUUGUUGCGGAGGUGGAGAGGGAAGAGUAAGACGAAGGGAAGGGAGGCGUUACCCGUCCAACCGGAGAUCAAGGACACCCAGUGCGGGUUCAAGCUGUUCACCCGUCCGACGGCAGCUGUAGUGUUUCCAGCAAGCCACAUCGACGGAUGGAUCUUUGAUGUCGAGCUGCUCAUCCUUGCCCAGACCAGCUCGGCUCUUGCGCUCCAGCAGCAAUUGCCAACCUCCUGCGCGUCCCCUUCCUCGAAGGAUAAAUCCGAGCCGAAGGAAGAGGACGCAGACGAGUGGCGCGAGCUCAAUCGCCUGCCCAUCCCCAUUGCAGAAGUCAGCGUGCACUGGCAAGAGGUCGGCGGCAGCAAGAUCGAUCUGGUCAGGGACUCGAUCAGGAUGGCGUUGGAUCUGAUUGUGAUCAGGGCAAACUACGUUUUGGGCAGGUGGAAGAUGCCCCCUCCCGCGAAGUAG
Sporisorium graminicola is the source of this 1410-nucleotide messenger RNA. RefSeq lists its product as uncharacterized. The record is from RefSeq and is a predicted model, not a curated record. The coding region runs from base 1 to 1410 and encodes 469 amino acids. NCBI's taxonomy places the organism in Eukaryota, Fungi, Basidiomycota, Ustilaginomycetes, Ustilaginales, Ustilaginaceae. Gene Ontology annotation, cellular component: endoplasmic reticulum membrane. The transcript has a single exon.